CUCGGAAGGGGCGGAGGCCGCGGGGGCCGCGGCUGCGGCUGCGGCGGCAGCAUUAGUAGUAGUGGCGGCCGCGCGGUUUCUGCCGUUGCUGCCGGGCGGGGGCGGCAAGAUGGCGGACGGGUUUGGCGGCAAAGAGAAGUGCAGCGAUCAGAGACUUGUCUCGCUGCCGUUGUCUCGAAUUCGCGUGAUCAUGAAGAGCUCCCCCGAGGUGUCCAGCAUCAAUCAGGAGGCACUGGUGCUCACGGCCAAGGCCACGGAACUUUUUGUUCAGUAUCUAGCCACUUAUUCCUAUAAACAUGGCAGUGGAAAAGAGAAGAAAGCACUUAUUUACAGUGACUUAUCAAAUACUGCAGAAGAGUCGGAAACCUUUCAAUUUCUUGCAGAUAUAUUACCAAAGAAGAUUUUAGCCAGCAAAUACCUGAAAAUGCUUAAAGAAGAAAAGGGGGAUGGUGAGGAAGAUGAUGACGAUGAUGUCGACAAUAAUGAUGAGGAAAAUGAAGAUGAAGAUGAUGAUGAGAGUGAGGAUGAAGAAGCGGAAUCUUAAACAUAAAAGGCAACACUUUAUAAUUCACCUAAAUUGUGUUACCAGUCUUACUUCUGGAGUUGGUCCCCUUUCUCCUAAAUUAAAUACAGAGCUGUUAAAUUUUAUCCCCACAAAUUUUCCAUUACUCCCAAUAGAUUACUUUUAGGAUAGAAUUUUAUAUCCAUCUAUCCACUUCAGCCUGAGGAGUAAAACAAAAGCCUCUAAUUUGCAUUACAUUUCAAGGUAUCACUAAGCUAUAUAUUUAUUCUAAUAUCUUGUCUGUCUUAUUUGACAUUGAACUUCUACACCCUUAAGGGAAACAAACAUGAAAUGCUUAUCUUUUUCAUUAAUUGAUAUAGAUUUAAGUUCUAGUGAUGGUAAAUGUAAAUUAAUAUAUGUAUAUUAUGAAAUUAUUUCACUUGUGGACCACACUCAUUUUCAGUUGAAUAUGUAGUUUAUUUUCAGCUAAAUAUGUAGUACAUAGCAUAUUACAUAAUAAUUUCUGUAUAGCAAGAAAUUUUUACUGUUUGAUAAAAGAGUGCUUAUUUUUUUUACUGUAAAA
Messenger RNA from Dromiciops gliroides (monito del monte), 1085 nucleotides. RefSeq names its product chromatin accessibility complex subunit 1 (gene CHRAC1). Lineage: Eukaryota; Metazoa; Chordata; Mammalia; Microbiotheria; Microbiotheriidae. Gene Ontology annotation, molecular function: protein heterodimerization activity. Gene Ontology annotation, cellular component: CHRAC; nucleus. The transcript is spliced from 3 exons. The record is from RefSeq and is a predicted model, not a curated record. Bases 110 to 544 code for a protein of 144 amino acids.